AUGCCCACCAAAACCCUCCUCAUCAUCGGCAUAACCGGCAACCAAGGACACUCCAUCGCCACGCGGUUCCUCCACGACCCAACCUACCAUAUAAUCGGGCUAACGCGGAACCCAAACUCCCCGACCGCCCAAUCCCUCUCAGCGCAAGGCAUCACCAUCCUCGCCGCCGAUCUCAACGACCCCACCGCCCUCAUCCCCGCCUUCCGCGGCGCGAACCUCAUCUUCAGCGUAACCAACUACUGGGAGCCAUUCUUCCGCGAAGACUGUCGAAAACAGGCAGCGGAGCGGGGGAUCUCAUGUCGUCGGUACGCGUACGAGGUGGAAUUGCAGCAGGGGAAGAACAUUGCGGAUGCGGCGGCGGCUACGGUGGAUUCGCUGGAUGAGAAUGGGUUUGUGGUGUCGACGUUGAGUUAUGCGGCGGAGUGUAGUGGGGGACGGUUUGGGGAGUUGUAUCAUUUUGAUGCGAAGGCCGAGGUGUUUCCAAAUUAUGUGAGGGAGAGGUAUCCCGCGUUGGUGGGGAAGAUGUCGUGUGUCCAGACGGGGUUUUUUAUGACCAGUUAUAGGUUGGUUCCUGGGGCUUAUUUUACUAAAAAGAUGACGGAGAAUGGGGAGGUGUCGUUUGAGAUGACUUUUACGACGGCGCCUGAUGCGAGAGUUCCGCAUUUGGAUGUUAAUGCGGAUUUGGGGAACUUUGUUUAUGCGGUUUCGAAGAUGCCCCCUGGGAAGAGUUAUAUGGCUUGUGGGUCGUAUUGUAGCUGGGCGGAGUAUAUGAGGAUUUGGGGGAGGAUUAAUUCGGUCCCGGCAAGUUAUCGACAGAUUACUCUUGAGGAGCUGAUGGAGAAGACUCCCGAUCCGGAGUUUGGGUGUGAGGUAGGUGAUAUGUUUACUUAUUCGACAGAUCCGGGGUAUGAUGGCGGUGAUAAGGAACUGCUGACUGCAGAAGACAUACGCAAUGCCGGGAUAGAGUGUCCAAUGACCAGUUUGGAGGAGUGGAUUGAAAGAGAGGAUUGGUCGGCUGUCCUGAAUAGUGAAUAG
This is a messenger RNA of Aspergillus tubingensis, 1035 nucleotides long. Its product is annotated as NmrA-like family protein. Bases 1 to 1035 code for a protein of 344 amino acids. Lineage: Eukaryota; Fungi; Ascomycota; Eurotiomycetes; Eurotiales; Aspergillaceae. The transcript is spliced from 3 exons. The record is from RefSeq and is a predicted model, not a curated record.